AUGUGGAUGAAACAGAAUGGAAUCACGUUAGUUAGGGCCGAUAAGUCCAAGGCUAUGGUACUCAUGAAGCGCAAUACAUAUGACCAAUUGUUAUCGGAGCACAUUAAGAAUACCAGAUGCGACAUUGUGCAAAGGGAUACGGUGGAUAAGCUACAGAAUAGAGUUAAACGCUUCGCUACCACUAAACUGGCUAAGAGACUGGAAAUGAGAAAUAUUAUAGUCGAUGCGCCAGAUACACCGAAGUUGUUUGCUUUCACAAAAAUCCACAAAGUAGGACAGCAACUUCGUCCUGUUGUAGAUAAGGCCAGAGCUCCGACACAUAAAAUGGAGAAGUUCGUCCACAAGCUUAUCAUGCCCUACUUGGAAGAUUAUCCGUACAUGCUGAAGGACCCUGUGGACCUUAUAGAUACCCUCAAAAAGAUCACCGUAACACCUAAGUUUCUCACAGUAUUGGAUUUCAAGUCGCUGUUUCCAUCAAUCCUACUCCCUCCUGCCUUUUGCGCCAUCAGAGAUUUACUACUCUCUAUCCUAAACAAUAAUACUCUACACCAGCAAAUUUUUGAGAUGGCCCAUCUACUGUGUUACAAUUCCUUCUUCCAAUUCAAAGGUAGCGUGUACACGCAAGGAAGAGGAAUCCCUAUGGGUAGUCCGAUAUCUGGUGACUUGUGCGAGAUGGUGGUUAGAAUACUCGAAGCUAAAGUCCUCCCACACCACCUACACAACAUCAUUUUACAUAAGAGAUAUGUUGACGAUAUUAUCAUAUUGUGGAAAGAAAUUCCGGACAUCAAGGCUUUCGUCGACACAAUGAAUAAUAAUACGUAUGGAUUAACCAUAGAAAUAGAGCAAGCACACCAGACGAAUGUACACUUCCUAGAUAUUGACAUCAAGGUAGAGGAGUUGGUAAUCCACAUGGCGGUGUACCGUAAGUUAGGAACAAAAGGCAUAUACAUACCAGUAGGGUCAUGUGACCCACCGCAAUAUAAAGUGGCACCAUUUAAGGCCCUAAUUAAGAGAGCUCACACACACACUUCCACUGAGCGAGCCCUACAAGCAGAGCUAAGACUUACACAACGAAUAGCUGCUGAACACGGAUACGGCAAGCUUAUACGCAAGUUAUUGCAUGAAUAUCAAAACACAAAUCAAGACCUACCACAAAGAGAAGAGCGACAAGAUAUGGAUAAGAUCGUUCCAGUCAAUUAUAAUCCAUAUAUUAGACGGCUAUAUGGAGAAAUAGCUAGAAAGAACCACAUACGUAUAGCCUACAGAAGGUGCGCUUUGAUAUUCAACAUACUAACCAAUGGAAAAGAUCAACCUGAUAAAGAUAGGCUGUCAGGGGUCUACAGCAUACCAAUUAUAGAUCGCAGAUCGGAAGAAAUGGAUCAGGCAGAUAAAGAAUUGAAGGAAUCAUUAAAGAAACUUUGGCCAUUGCAAGGAGAGAAAGUAAUUAAUAAAUUAGUGCCAACAAAUGAAGGUAAUUUCUUUCAUUAA
Messenger RNA from Centruroides sculpturatus (bark scorpion), 1488 nucleotides. RefSeq lists its product as uncharacterized. The record is from RefSeq and is a predicted model, not a curated record. The transcript has 2 exons. NCBI's taxonomy places the organism in Eukaryota, Metazoa, Arthropoda, Arachnida, Scorpiones, Buthidae. The coding region runs from base 1 to 1488 and encodes 495 amino acids.